This is a messenger RNA of Cyphellophora attinorum, 1035 nucleotides long. RefSeq lists its product as uncharacterized. Lineage: Eukaryota; Fungi; Ascomycota; Eurotiomycetes; Chaetothyriales; Cyphellophoraceae. The coding region runs from base 1 to 1035 and encodes 344 amino acids. The record is from RefSeq and is a predicted model, not a curated record. The transcript has 3 exons.
AUGCCCACAGGAGACUCCGCCAGCAAUCCUCCUCAAGCCUACAGCCUCGGGCCCAUCCCGAUCACGCCACGCACCGCCGACCCGCUCAUUUCCAGCUUCCCUCGCUCCCGCAGCCCGUCACCUGAACGUCGUCCUCGAAGCAACAAUGGCGACGGCACACUCAACACCAAGGGCUCCUCUACGACCGCAGCCAGCGUCAAGUCCAAAUCGUCCCAGUCUUCGUGGGCGCGAAAGGCACCUUCCUUCACUGAGGCGCGAGUUGCUACCACUACUAUCACGGCUGGAGGCAAGACAGUUGGUGGAGGCUACGACUCCCCGCCGCUAACUUCGGAUCUUUUCUCGCGUCAUUCGGCGUCGUCGCGGUCCGAGGAGGCGUGGCUGGUGCAGUCACGGCGUUUGCGCUGGGCGAGGCUGGCCCUGUCUGUCCUGAUCAUGGCUUGUGCCGUGGGUGCACUGGGAUGUUCAGGUGCGGCGUAUCAUGCCUAUCGCUCUACUCUGUUGGGCCCUGAGUGGCAUCUGCGUCUGUGGCCAGUCGAUCUGGAUCUCAGGCCUGCGCUGGUCGUCUUGGGUAGUGCGGCUGUCGUGGGUGUCGCUAGUGGGCUUUACUUAGUCCUGGCUCUGUGGCCUUCGCCACACCCUCACACAACCGCACUUGCCCGCAUCUUCACCCUCCUCCUCCUCCUCCUCGUCCUCCCGCUCUCCCUCGUCUCCACCAUGCUAGUCCCCAUCCUGCAGAAUCAGCUCCAGCACGAAAGCAUCCAGACAUUCACCUGCCGCCUCUACCGCUCGGCCCAGAAUUUUAACGAAGACAUGGCCGACAUGGGCAUUCCUGUUCCCCUGGGUGCUGGUGUGGGGUAUCCUGCUGGCUUCAAGGGUGUCUGCCGGGAGAGCGAGGCUGGAUACGGUCUCAUGGCAGCGGUAUUGGGACUAAGCUUGAUGGGAGUUGGGGUAGUAGCGUGGGGAUUUGUGGCGGCAGGAAGAGUGAAGAAGGAGAGGAAGGGGCGAAUGGAGGGGAAGGGGCUCGCAGUCUGGUGA